AUGCUCGUCCGACCCAGCCCCCCUGUCCGACCCAGGCCGUCCGUCUGUCCUUAUUCCCGCGAACCGUACUACCCCUCCAUCGCUCUCGUUCUUGCUCAGAACGGCAGCGAGCGUCCCGAAGACAAGUACCGUCCCAGGCGCGCAGCUCGUCGUCACCGCUGCGUCCGCAAGCCGCCUCCUGAAGAUGAAGGUCGGGGGCGACAGCCUUUAUCCUUUGCGCGCUCAGAGGACGUGAAGCCGGGGACUACGAAGUCCUCGAAUGGCGAAGAUGACUUCCUCAUGCGAACCAUGGUGUUCCUCGACGAGGACCCGUGGGCGCCCCAGGCGAAUGAGCUUCAAGAGGCACUCGGCCAAGGGCGCAAUGCCUCUGGCCGCCUGCAGAAAAUCAAGCGCUUCUCCACCCUAGUCAUUGACCUCGCGCUGCGCAAGGCGCGAGCCUACUCGCAAAAGCUUCGCAAAGCUCCACCAUCAUAG
This is a messenger RNA of Schizophyllum commune H4-8, 474 nucleotides long. RefSeq lists its product as uncharacterized. NCBI's taxonomy places the organism in Eukaryota, Fungi, Basidiomycota, Agaricomycetes, Agaricales, Schizophyllaceae. The record is from RefSeq and is a predicted model, not a curated record. Bases 1 to 474 code for a protein of 157 amino acids. The transcript has 4 exons.